This is a messenger RNA of Mesocestoides corti, 585 nucleotides long. The record is from the annotation of a GenBank genome assembly. Lineage: Eukaryota; Metazoa; Platyhelminthes; Cestoda; Cyclophyllidea; Mesocestoididae.
AUGGGGCCUACGUUACUGGGCUGUGACGUGGUUGGGGAGCUGAAAAGAAUGAACGGCCGACAACUUUUUUAUCAAGUUUUAACUUUUGCAAUGGUUCUUUCUUCUGCCCUUAUGAUAUGGAAGUCCUUAAUUGUUAUUACUAACAGUCCUAGUCCCAUUGUUGUCGUUCUCAGUGGGAGCAUGGAACCUGCAUUUUACCGCGGGGAUCUUUUAUUCUUGACGAACUUUAAGUCAGAAGCCCUAAAUGUUGGUGAUAUUACCGUCUUUAAAAUCGAUGACCGUGAAAUCCCCAUCGUUCAUAGGGUUCUCCGUGUCCAUCAAUCGAUAAAUGGUACAAUGAAGUUCCUUACCAAGGGGGACAACAACGCCGUUGAUGACCGCGCACUGUACCCUCAGGGUCAAGAUUGGCUUGAAGAAAAACACAUUAUGGGCAAAGCAAAAGGAUUUCUUCCCUACAUCGGCAUGGUUACAAUAAUAAUGAAUGACUACCCGAAACUAAAGGUAAAGCACCGUUGGCUAAUCAUCCGUAUUUUAUUAGUAUGCUGUUAUUGGCUCAUUGGGUGCCUUCAUGUUGAUAACACGUGA